Molecule: messenger RNA, 4213 nt
Organism: Sceloporus undulatus (fence lizard)
Lineage: Eukaryota; Metazoa; Chordata; Lepidosauria; Squamata; Phrynosomatidae
Gene: TBX1
Product: T-box transcription factor 1
Exons: 7
Coding region: 596-2206 (536 amino acids)
Biological process (GO): regulation of transcription by RNA polymerase II; positive regulation of DNA-templated transcription; cell fate specification
Cellular component (GO): nucleus
Molecular function (GO): DNA-binding transcription factor activity, RNA polymerase II-specific; RNA polymerase II cis-regulatory region sequence-specific DNA binding
Source: RefSeq, a predicted model, not a curated record
CGCGCGCGGAGUGCGGAGAGCUCGCGCCAACCCGCCGAACCCCUUCUUUGCCUCUGAGGCGAGAAAAGCGGGGAGGGGGCGAGAGAGAGAGAAAGCGCGCACGCGCGUAGGGCCAUAAAAAAGGGCGGGAGACCGAGGGGCCACUAUUUUCCCCCUCGGCGUCGCGCUAUAAAAGGGAAGCCGAGGCGCGAGGGCAAAGAAGGGCGGGCGGCCGCCCUCAGCGUGAGGGGAAAAAAGAAAGCAUAGAGUGAGAGAAAAGGAAGCUUUAAGUGAAGGGAAAAGAAGCUCUGAGGGGGGAAAGAAGAUCGGAGUGAGGGGAAAGGAAUCCUAGAUUGCGGGGGAAAGAAGCCUAGAGUAAAAGGAAAAGACGCCUUGAGUGAAGAGAAAAGAAGUCCUAAAUGAGGGGCAAGAAAGCCUAGAGUGAAGGGAAAAGAAACUCUGAGUGAAGCGAGGGGGAAAAGAAGCCUUGACUGAGGAGAAGAGCCUUGAGUGAAGGGGAAAAGAAGCCUUGCCUCCUCCCCGCUCUUUCUUUCCCUCUACUCACUUUUUCUCUCCCUUCCUUCCUUCCUUCCUCUUCUCUUUUCCCGUUCGCGGCAUGAUUUCAGCCAUCUCCAGCCCGUGGCUGACGCAGCUCUCGCACUUCUGCGACGUUGCCGCCUUCACGGCCAACAGCCUCAGCAGCCUGAACGCGGCGGCGGCGGCGGCGGCCACGACGGGGGGCUACCACCACCUUUCCCCGUCGCCGGGGGACCCCUACGGCCCUCCCGAGCCGCCCCACUACGAGCCCUGCUCGGCCCAGGCCCAGCAGCAACACCCGCCGCCUCCUCCGCCUCAGCAACCGCCGCCUCACCACCACGCCAGCCAGCAACAAGCCCAACAACAACAACAACCGCCGCCGCAACAGCAGCAGCAGCAGCCGCCGCCGCCGCACGGCUAUUCCUUCCCGGGAGGCUCCGGGUCGAACCCUCCACCGGCUGGCUCCGACGAGGCCCCCGAAAGAGGAGGAGGAGGAGGCGGAGGAGGCUCGGGCUCGGCUUCGUCCAAGGCGCCCGUCAAGAAGAACCCCAAAGUGGCCAACGUCAACGUCCAGCUGGAGAUGAAGGCCCUCUGGGACGAGUUCAACCAACUGGGCACCGAGAUGAUCGUCACCAAGGCCGGCAGGAGGAUGUUCCCCACUUUCCAGGUGAAGAUUUUCGGGAUGGAUCCGAUGGCCGACUAUAUGCUCCUGAUGGACUUCGUCCCGGUGGACGACAAGCGAUACCGCUAUGCAUUUCACAGUUCCUCCUGGCUGGUGGCUGGCAAGGCAGACCCUGCAACACCAGGGAGAGUUCAUUACCACCCGGAUUCUCCAGCUAGAGGAGCCCAGUGGAUGAAACAGAUUGUCUCCUUUGAUAAACUCAAGCUGACUAACAAUUUGUUGGAUGACAAUGGACAUAUCAUUUUGAACUCCAUGCACAGAUACCAGCCUCGUUUCCACGUGGUCUAUGUGGAUCCAAGGAAAGACAGUGAAAAGUAUGCGGAAGAGAACUUUAAGACCUUUGUUUUCGAGGAGACCCGCUUCACUGCGGUGACCGCCUACCAGAACCAUCGAAUCACCCAGCUCAAGAUUGCCAGCAACCCUUUUGCUAAAGGAUUCCGAGACUGUGACCCAGAAGACUGGCCCAGAAAUCACCGACCUGGGGCCCUCCCUCUCAUGAGUGCUUUUGCCAGAUCCAGAAAUCCUGUGUCUUCCCCAGUGCAUCAGAAUGGAACCGAGAAAGAUGCAGCAGAAAGUCGGAGGGAAUAUGAGCGGGAAGCAGCCGGUGGGACACCUCUCCAUGCCGAUCCUGCUCACCAGCAGCUCAUGUCAAGGGUCUUAAGCCCAGCGCUCCCUGUGCCGGGUGGAGGAGGCCUGGUCCCACUCACUAGUCCAGUGGGAAGCCGGCCCAGCCCCCCACAUCACGAACUGCGGCUGGAGCCCUCUGCUUCGGAACCCCUUCACCACCAUCCCUACAAGCACCCAGUCUCAGCCUACGACCAUUACCUGGGAGCAAAGAGCAGACCAGCGCCCUAUCCUUUGCCCAGCAUCCGGGGACACAGUUACCACCACCACCACCACCACCACAUGAAUCCAGCGGCGGCGGCUGCAGCGGCUGCAGCGGCUGCAGCUGCCAACAUGUAUUCCACUGCAAGUGCGCCUACCAGUUAUGACUAUGGACCAAGAUAACGUCUCGGAAACAAGGUCCUUGAGCUAUGACUGGCUUUCUGCAUGGUUUGAAUUGCUCAGUAGCAUACGUUUUUGGAGAGCACUAUUUUGUCCAAAGAACUUGCCCCCAACCCUCCCUGUUUCCUUCCUUUCUCACACCACUUUUCUCCUGCUCCUCCUCCUGUACCCCAUCCCCACUCGCACCAUCAGAUUCAUCCCAGAGGAUGAAAUGAUCAGCCCAUUUGAUUUGGCAGACCUGGCGUAUAUGAUGGAUGGAGCCUGGAGCUUCCGCUGAAGUGUUCUGCUCCACCUGCUACCAUAUCUGAACAAUGCCAUUCUCUUCUCCCCACUCUUCCCUGGACACAGUGAUUGGCAGCUGGACUUUUUCUUUGCUUUAUAAAUGAAGCCAUAUGUUGCAUUAUUCCCUUGCAGCUGUCAUCAUAGCAACCUUUUAGCACCUAUGCAGUUCUUUACUUCUUCAGAAUGCUUGAUGAAUGCUGCUGCUUAUAGUACUGCCAUGAAAUAGGCAGGUCAGGCCAUCCUGUCAAUGGGGGACUGCAAAUUGAAAGCAAAGCAUUGAGACAGUAUAAUUUAUUUUUGGCUAAAGCCAAUCUAAGGCUGUCUGUAGUGGUGUAAACCAGAGAGGGAGGAUGUGUCCCUCCAGAUGUUAUUGGAAUCCAACACCUAUGGUUCCUUACCACUGGCCAAGCUGCCUAAGACUAAUGGGAAUUGUAGGCCAACCAAACUGGAAGGCUGCACAAUUACCACCUCAAAUCUAAAAUGAUUUGUACAGUGGAAAGGGGCUGUGAAGCAUAUGUAUUGCAUGUAGAAAAUCCCAGGUGCCAUCCCAGCAUCUACCAUUUUUAAGAAAGCAGGUAGCAGGUGAUAGGAAAAACCUGAAAACCUGGAGAGCUGCUGCCAGUCAGCCUCAAUAGUAAGUAGUAGGUGAGAUGGACCUGGUAUGUACCAAUGUAACCUGGAUACAGCUCUUUUCUAUUUAGAAGAGGGCUUGCAAUGCAGCAAUAGGGCAAAUGCUCAUGGCAGGCUUUUCCAGUUAGGCUGGCAGGUGAUGGAAAAGAUUCCUACUGGAGGGCCUCAGAGGUGCUGCCAACAGAUAAUUCUGGGUGAAGUAGAGAGAUCCAUCUGGCCUAGUAUAAGAUGAUAGUAAACAUUUAUUCUUAACAUUGGCAAGAGUGCUGAUGCACAAAGGCCUGUGCAACCUACAAGUUGGUUGCGCAUCAGCCAUGGCCAUGGUGUGUACAGUCUGUGUAGCACAAGAGUGCUACCACAGCUGUAUUUUUCUGACAUGGUCAAAAAGAGAGCUAGAGGCAGGGAACACUCCAAGUGAUGUUUUCAGCAACUGUACAAGUUAUUUGGAGUCUUUCCUCCAUGUUGCUGCUGGAGUGUCCCUGCAGAAGGAAUACAUCCCAAGCAUGUCGGACAUGAAAUAAACAGCUUUCUUCAGCAUCUGGAAUUUUCUCCCUGUCUUUUCCUCUUUGCACAGUUUCAUCAGUGGUCUAGUGGCAUCUAUUUGUCUUCUUUCACCAGGUCUCUUAUUUUCAAAAGGUACCCUUUUUGUCUCAGUCCAGUCAAACAAUGGUCUGUUGCACUGGGACUCUGGUUCCAAACUAGACAGGGAAGGCCAGGUGGAAGGGCUGAAACUCCCAGAAGGAGGUGUCCCAUAAAUGCUUACCCUUCCAGCAGCAUGAUGUUUUCACUGAAUGCAAAUUUAAGUGAUCUUUCAAAGAUUGAGUCUCUUCUAUAAAUCUUCCUAGAAAGAGUGCAGAUCUAUGUACGUAUGUUGUGUUGCAAGUUUUGAAACAGCAAGUAUUUAAUUUAUUUCUUUUGUACAGGGUUAGGGCAUUGUUUGUAUUCAGCAGCAAACAGCAAGGCUGAUAUAACCGAACCUGGAGGGACUAGGGUCUAAUCUGCACUGUGGAAAUUAUUCAGGUUGACACCACUUUUACCUGCCAUGGCUCCAAGCUGUGGAAUCUUGGGGUUUGUCAUUUGUUGUGGUGGCACCAGAGC